CUUUAAAAACAACAGGCGUUUACUGUCUAAGUGGGUCACAGGACAGCGAGCACAGCGGUAGACUCAGUCCAGCCCGCUGGGGAGGGAUAAUGCAGUCUCUCUCAUCGCUGUGGCUGUACACAGCCCUGCCUGGUCUGCUGUGGGCCUCACAAGUCUCUCUGAUAGUGGAGGGGGACAAUGAUGCCUCCAGGAUCUGCAAACCUGCUCCCAACUGGACAAUAAAGGGACAUGCACCCAUGCAAGAGCUGCUGGGAAAUGUGGUUGUGGUGGCGCUACUGAAGGCCAGCUGACAGUUCUGUCUCACGCAGGCCUCCAAGAUUGGAGGCCUGCGUAGCAAGCUGAUGCGCAGCAACCUGACGGAGGUGUCUUUCAUAAUAGUAAAUGAGCGAGAGGCUCAGUCCAGAGCCAUGUACUGGGAGCUGAAGAGAAGAGCGCCACCUGGUGUUCCAGUGUAUCAGCAGGCUCCCCUUCAAGAUGACGUGUGGGAGGCUCUGGAUGGUGACAAAGAUGACUUUCUGGUCUAUGAUCGGUGUGGCCGGCUCACCUUUCAUAUAGUGCUGCCCUACAGUUUCCUGCAUUAUCCCUAUGUAGAGGCUGCGGUCAGAGCCACUUAUCUUAAAAACAUCUGUAACUGCUCUGAUUAUGAGGCUUCUGGCCAGAGCGGCACCAUGAGGAACAAGACAACAACUGAGUUGGACACUGAAGAGCCAGAGGAGGCAGAAACAGCUCGUCACCACAGCCAUCGUCAUCAUCAUCCUCAUCAUUCAAAAGACCACCACCAACACAGUCACCAAAAUCAUACCCAACUUCAGCAUGUCACAGUUCAGAAUCAAACUCACCGUCAUCAUUCUCCCAGUGAUCAUCCCCACCACCCUCAGCAUCAUCACCUUAAUCAUCAUCAGCCUCAUCAUCAUUAGCAUCAGCAGGGGCCUGGCUACAACCCCAUGGUGGGGUGGAUAAUUAGUAUGUCAGUUGUAUCACUAGUGUUUUUUCCUGCUUUUUUCUUCUUCACGUAGUUAGGACAGGUUAACUUAGUUUGUUACUCUUGGUGAUUUUUUUUUUUUUUUUUUUACUUUGAUGGCAGAGGACACAGGUAUAUAGCAGUUAACUGAGCAGUUGAAUCUGUUUAAGCAGUAAUCAGACUGUGGUUUCUCUGCUGUGCACCACCACACCUCACACCUCCUCCCCUGUGUGGAUGCAGUGGCCAGUCCUGCCCUGUCUUCUCCCAUUAAUGAAGUCUAUGGUAUAAACCCUGCCUGCAGGAGGCUGUAGACGGAUGUGUGUGGAGAGAUUUGAUGGACUGAUUGUUAUUAUCACCCACACAGAGCCUGGGGAUGUUGUACGCUGACGCUCAGCGAACCUCAGUCACAUUACUGUCCAAACAUUUUCCUUCCUGUUCAGUUUCUGCUUCUGGUAUUGACAUGCUGUACUACUACUACCACUAGUUCAUAUAACAAGAGUUUCAAGGGCUUCAAGAGUUUGUGCUGACCUUUCUUCUCCUGAAUGUGUUCAAGCCUUUUGGGAAGUGGCAUAAAUCAGUGUAUUAAUCCAACAAAAUCAGUAUUUUUCACUUGUACUUGAUACAGUAUACUAGAAUAACAUACAGUAAAAUGCUCAAUUUAAUCCAUUUUUCAUAUUUGAUUUCACACAUUGUUACUUUAUUUUACUGUACAAGUUAUCACUUAUUUACCUGAAUGUAGAAUGAACCUUAUGGUUGUUGUUCUCCAUUUAAAAGAAAAUAUAUUUUAUAAGUGUGUUUCAAGGUGUCUCUUUCUG
Messenger RNA from Acanthopagrus latus (yellowfin seabream), 1776 nucleotides. It is a transcript of the gene selenop2, whose product is annotated as selenoprotein P2. Gene Ontology annotation, cellular component: extracellular region. The record is from RefSeq and is a predicted model, not a curated record. The transcript is spliced from 5 exons. NCBI's taxonomy places the organism in Eukaryota, Metazoa, Chordata, Actinopteri, Spariformes, Sparidae. Gene Ontology annotation, biological process: selenium compound metabolic process. Gene Ontology annotation, molecular function: selenium binding.